Closterium sp. Naga37s-1 is the source of this 768-nucleotide messenger RNA. NCBI's taxonomy places the organism in Eukaryota, Viridiplantae, Streptophyta, Zygnematophyceae, Desmidiales, Closteriaceae. The record is from the annotation of a GenBank genome assembly.
AUGGGCAAGGGAGGUUCUCUGUCGUUCAGCGCACAGGCCAAGGCUGCUCCCAGCUGCCUCGCCACCUUAGAGCUCGAUCCGAACUUGCUUUGCGAAAGGCCUCGCGUUCUUUCUGUCCUCGCGACGAUCUACGACCAAAUCGUGGAGCGGAACGAGGCCAAUCAAGCCAAGGGCGGCGAGGAGAAGCUGACCGUUUUUCACGGGCUGCGCGCUCCGGCCAUCGGAGUCGAAAAGUACAUGGAGAGGAUAUUUAAGUACGCCAAUUGCAGCCCCGCUUGCUUCGUCCUGGCGUAUAUCUAUGUGGAGAAGAUGGUGGAGCGGCAUGAUGACAUGGUGGUGACGUCACUCAAUGUGCAUCGCCUGCUCAUUACAUCCGUCAUGGUCGCCGCGAAGUUUCUCGAUGACUCGUACUUCAACAAUGCGUACUACGCCAAAGUUGGGGGAGUCACAACCGCCGAGAUGAACCGUCUGGAGAUGGAGCUACUGUUCCGCCUGGACUUCCGCAUGAACGUUACAACGGAAGCCUUCUACGCGUACUGCAAGAAGCUGGAGGCGGAGCUGUGGCAGUCUGAGGUCGCCUUCGACGCAGCUUCCCUCAUUGACAUGUCAGCACUCACAAUGUUGAAGGGUGCCCACGGCAAUGUGGCUCGUACGCAUCCUUACGAGUGUCAAGCAGCGUACGAGAAGGGCGUACGGACACCGCCGCGGGAGGUGGAAUCGUACCGAUGCCCAGCUGUAACGGCUAGGGUGUUGCCUGAGUCACCUUGA